AAAAUAAUUUUCUAAUUUUUAUCCUUAUUUUUUUAUAAAAUUGAAAAAAAAAAAUUUAUUGACACUCUAGCUACAGCACUGGCACAAUUGCCACGAUGGCUGAAGAAGUUGAAAACGAAAAAACGACGAUGGAAAAUAUAACGCAGAAUAUUCUUGAGGUCAAUGCCGGAGAGACAGAUAACGAUGUCGUUGCUCUUGAAUUUCAAGCAUCACAAGUUAUAUCCCGCCUUGAGGAAGCUGUUGAAAAAGGUACAGAAACCGGUGGAUCAAGCUGGGAUAAUCCAUCAGGUUUUUUGACACAUUCUAAAUGUCCCGAAGAUAUUCUUGGAUUAAUUCAGGAUUUGGUGACACAUGAAGACAUUCCACAUAUAAUUGACGAUGGAAAAACUGAGACAAUGACAAGCCAAGUGGCAAAUUUACCAACAUUAACUGACGCGGCAAAAUUAACUCUAAUCGCUCAUACAAUAUCAGCGUAUGCAGUUGCAUUGCCGAGAAAUCAUGCUCAAAGACUUGCUGGAAGAUUAGCUGCUGAUACAACUCGAUGGUUGAGUCAUAUUUUUCGUUUUGUUGAUUGUGCAUCUUCGUUUCAUGAUGAUCAUCUUGAGGGUUUGGUGCGUGUUACAAAACUUGCAUUGCACAAAAAAUAUCCACGUUAUAUGGAGGAUGGUUUCUCUGCUUUUGCAUCGUCUCCGCCUUUAAUUUACAGUUGUGUUUCGGCACCAUUGGGAGUUGUUCAACAUUUAUGUCGACAGCUCUCGUUGCCAUUUCAUUGUAUACGUCCAAUUCCACAAAAUACGAUGUUUGGUUCCCGUUAUUGUAUGGAUGUUUCGGCAUUGGAACGACGUUUAGCCGAGGAUGCACAAUCAAAUUCAGUGACACCAUUAUUAGUUUUAGCUGAAGCUGGCUCUAUUUUAACGGGACAUUGCGAUAAUAUUAAUAGACUUCGUGAAAUUUGUGAUAAAUAUAAUGUUUGGUUACAUCUACGAGGACAUUCCCUUGCCGCAUUGGCAUUAAGUAAUUCUACAAAAGACUUGCCUUUGAAAAUUGCUGACAGUGUCACAUUGCCCCUUGGUAUUUGGCUUGGAAUACCAUCGUUACCAGUAGCUACUUUGUAUAGAUUAACGGAUUCAAGAGGUGGACGACCAACGUCGAGAGACACAACAUUGUCAUUGGUAUCCGGUUUAAUGAUGGAUUCUUUAUCGAGACGUUUACCAACUUUGCCACUUUGGACCGCUUUACAAGCUCUUGGCAGAGAUGGAGUUCAAAAUAGAAUUAGACAAUGCUUCUUAAUUGUUGAAGAGUUAUAUAAUAAAAUUAAGAAAUUUAGCUGCAUAAGAAUAUUGAGUCAGUCACCGGGUGGAGAACUUGAAACAGUCACGUCAGAUUUAGUCGUUAAUCCUGUAAAUAGUCAUCAAUUAUUUGAAAUUGUGACAAGUGCCUUUGUUUUUCAAUUUGUACCGGCCAAUUAUGAUGCUGAGUCAAUUGAACGUGUGCCAAUUUAUUAUGAUAAAUUAAAUUCCUGGUUAGGACAAAUAUUGCAAAGGGACAUUGAUAAUGUGCAAAUUGAACUUUGUGAAAUUGAACAACACGGUGUUUCAAUUCGUAUUUGUCCAUUGGAAAGUUUAGAGAAACCGCCAACAAGCGAUGAUGUUGACAAUAUUGUCGCUUGUCUUGAGCAACAAAUUGAAAUUCUCAUUGCAACUGUACAUCAUAAGGAUACAUUUAUAAAAUUAGUGACAAAUAAUGAUUCAUUGCAUUUAGUUGAAAUGGCAGGAUGGGCUGGUUUAGGUGGUGUUCGUUAUGCACCACCAACUUGGAUUAAUGUCAUGACCGAUCAGACAAAGGAGGAACUUAAUAAAUUGAAUACACAACUUGUGGAAACAUUAAGAAGUACGGAUGCUGCUUUUUCACUCGGUGAAAGUGCCGAUGGACUUGCUUGCGUUCGAUUUGGAAUGGUUACACAGGAUACGGAUGUGGCAGAAAUGCUCACUUUAAUUCUUCAAGUUGGUCAGGAAGUUGAAGCGAGUUCAAAAUUAUUGGAUACAAUGUCGGAAGUAGUGAAAAGAGGAAUUGAAGCGGCGCAAACUGAUUUAGAACGGGAAAAUGCGGAAAAACUUUGGCAAGAAGGAAUUUUACGACACGUUCCUGUUGUGGGAACAUUUGUCAAUUGGUGGAGUCCGCCAAUUGAAUCCUCCGUUAGAGGACGAAGUUUAAAUUUACAAGCUGGCGUUGUUGAGAGUACGGAAAAUAUUUAUAAAUAUCACAUGCAAAUGCAACCAAAUUCAAAUGCAAGUAAUGGUUCAGGAGCAAGAACACCACCUCAGCCAUUGGUUCAAACUCCAGUUGGUGCCGGAAGUCAAAGUCAUAGUCGUUCGUCGAGUCAUUCGAGCCUUCAAAGUAGCAAGAACAUUCCGUUGAUUACAAAUGUUGCCUCAUUUCAAUCUCACGUGAGUGAUGUUAAGACUUAGUGAUAUUUCUGUGAUUAUUAACCGUUAAAAAAAAAGAAGAAAAAACCUCAAAUUUGUUAAUUUAGUUUUUUUCUCAAAUUUAGAAGCUUUACAGUUAAAAAAAAUUUUUUCAAGAAAUAAAAAUUAUCCCACUGGAUACUAAAAAUAAAAAAAAAAAAAAUAAUAAUUAAGAUUUUAAUCGCUAAGGCUCGAGUACUUUGAAAAAGUAAAUUUUAAAUCUCCAAUCGUGUUUAACAAAAAGCUCGGUAAAUUACAAAAAUUAAUUACAUUUUUAAAAAAUAUUUAAUAUAUCUAUAAUAAUUUAAUUAUUAUUAAAAAAAAAAAUUUUUUAAUAUUUUUUUAUUUGAAAAUAUUUAUGUUUUUCAAUUCUUUGAUAAUUUUUUAAAUGUCUUUUUAUUUAAUUAAAUUCGUAUUAUUUAUGUAUGGUAAUUUUACUGUCAGUGAAAUUUUACUGAAAUAGAUAACUAGCUUUUUUUUUAAUUACAUAAUUAUAGAUUUUCUUAGUUAAAUUAUUUACAGUUUUAAAAUGAAUUUUAUUAAUUAAUAAUUUUUGUUAAUUUCAUUUUGUUAAUAAUUUGAAAUUUUGUUACAGUUUAAGAUAGUUUUUAGUUAAAUAAUUUAAAUAUGUUUUUUGAUGGCUUAAGAUUUUUUUUUUAAGAGACUAUUGAAUUAAUAAUUAAGUAUAGUUAUAGUUUUAAUUUUUAACUUCAUUCUUUUACUCUUGUACAGUUUAUCUAAAGUAAAACAUAAUUUUCAGUAUUAAUUUUUGACAAUUUUCGAGCUUUCAUAAAUUUCAUUUUUUAUGAAAUUCAAUAUAUAGAUUUUAUUUUAUUAGUGACAUUAUUGAAAGAUACCUAUAAUUGAAUGAAAUUUUUUUGGCAAAUAAUUAAUUAAAAUUUUUAAUCGCAUAAAUUAGAAUUAGAAAUGAAAUUCAAGCGACAAAAUUUAAAAAUUUAUACAACAGUUACUCAAAAAUAAUAGGCCCUAACUAUGUAUAUUUAUGUACCAAAUUUGUUGUAAU
Molecule: messenger RNA, 3489 nt
Organism: Leptopilina boulardi
Lineage: Eukaryota; Metazoa; Arthropoda; Insecta; Hymenoptera; Figitidae
Product: pyridoxal-dependent decarboxylase domain-containing protein 1
Exons: 9
Coding region: 96-2468 (790 amino acids)
Biological process (GO): carboxylic acid metabolic process
Cellular component (GO): intracellular membrane-bounded organelle
Molecular function (GO): pyridoxal phosphate binding; carbon-carbon lyase activity
Source: RefSeq, a predicted model, not a curated record